Messenger RNA from Penicillium argentinense, 375 nucleotides. Its product is annotated as NEDD8-conjugating protein UBC12. Bases 1 to 375 code for a protein of 124 amino acids. Gene Ontology annotation, cellular component: nucleus. Gene Ontology annotation, biological process: protein neddylation. Lineage: Eukaryota; Fungi; Ascomycota; Eurotiomycetes; Eurotiales; Aspergillaceae. Gene Ontology annotation, molecular function: NEDD8 transferase activity. The record is from RefSeq and is a predicted model, not a curated record. The transcript has a single exon.
AUGAAAAUGUCGUUCCCGAACCCCGACGAUAUCCUCAACUUUACUCUGACCAUCGAACCGGACGAGGGCAUGUACAAGGAUGGCGUCUUUCACUUCAACUUCACAGUCAAUCAAAACUUCCCUCACGACCCGCCAAAAGUCAAGUGUACCCAAAAGAUUUACCACCCGAAUAUCGACCUUGAGGGCAAUGUGUGCUUGAACAUCCUGCGCGAGGAUUGGAAGCCGGUGCUGAACUUGAACGCAGUUAUCGUGGGAAUGCAGGUUCGUGCCAACAUCCUUCCAUAUGAGACGCCCCCGGAGUCGCGGCUUAGCAAUACUAACCUGGAAUGUCACCGAAGUUCCUCUUUCUUGAGCCCAACGCAUCCGAUCCUCUGA